UCCUCUCAACUCUCAACGCCCGCCGCACUGAACAGUGAGACUCACUCAACUCCGUCCCUUACCUCGACUGCUCCGACAGCCUCGCGCGCCACCUCGCCUCGACAGUCCAAUGGCCGCGCGCGCGACGCGGCGCCCGGGCGUGCUCCUGCUUCUCGCCGCGCUGCUUCUCACGGCAGCUGCAAUGCCGGCGACGGCGACGCUGCACCCGGUCGACUACCUAGCGCUGCAGGCCGUGCGGCGCGCGCUCUCCGACAUGCCUGGGUCCGGCUUCUUCGCCUCCUGGGACUUCACCGGCGACCCCUGCACGUUCGCGGGGGUGUCCUGCUCCGGCGACGGCCGCGUCGUCACGCUGGCGCUCGGCGACCCGCGGGCCGGCGCGCCGGGCCUCUCGGGCGCAUUCCCCUCGGCGGCGCUCGCGCGUCUCGCCGCGCUCAGCUCCCUCUCGCUGGUCCCCGGCCGCGUCUCCGGGGGGCUCUCCCCCGCCGUCGCCGCGCUCCCCUCGCUCCGCUUCCUCGCCCUCUCAGGGAACCUCAUCUCCGGCGCCCUCCCUAACUCAUUCUCCCCCGCGCUCCGCACCGUCGACCUCAGCAAGAACGCCUUCUCCGGCAGACUGCCCUCCUCCCUGCUCCAAAUCCGGAGCCUGCGCACGCUCGUCCUCUCCCACAACUCCCUCUCCGGCGAGAUCCCCAGGGCCGUCAGCGCGCCGCUCGUCCACCUCGACUUCAGGAACAACCGCCUCUCCGGCGGCGUGCCGGCGCUCCCGGACACGGUCGUCUACCUCAGCCUCGCGGGCAACAGGCUCUCCGGCCGCGUCGGCGGCGUGCUCCGGAGGCUGAACAGGCUCUCCUUCCUCGACCUCGGCGGGAACUGGUUCUCCGGCGAGGUGCCCGGGGAGCUCUUCUCCUUCCGGAUCGGGUACCUGCAGCUCCGCAAGAACGCAUUCUCCGGCGACCUCCGCCCCGCGGGGCGGGUGCCGGCGGGCGCCACCGUCGACCUCAGCCACAACGCGCUCACCGGCCGGGUGCCGCCGGAGCUGGCCACCGCGGCCGCGGUCUACCUCAACGGGAACAAGUUCGCCGGCGAACUACCUUCGGAUAUCGCAUCGGCGGCGGAGGCCGGACGCAUGCGGGUGCUCUUCUUGCAGGACAACUUCCUCACCGGCAUCGGCGUGCGCGGCGUGCCGUCCAGCGCGGCGGUGUGCGCGCACUGGAACUGCGUCUCGCCGCCACCGGCAGUGGUUGCCGCGUGCCCCGCCAAGGGAGGCAGGGGGCGUCGCCGGCCGCCGGCGCAAUGCGGCGGGCGGAGGGGAUAAGAGAAGACAAGGUUUAAGGCUUUUGGGGGUUAGUGCCUAAUGCUGGUCUCAUUGCUCAUGAGACGGGUGAAUAACAUUUUUUUGGUAGAGUACAUAUUUUGAUGAUCUGCGUUUAGAUAGAGGACCGUAAUUUUGUCAGGGGUACACGUUGACUGUGGAUCUCGUGUGCCUCGUUGACAAAGCGAUUUAUAUAGAAAACCUUUUGUAAAGAAAAUGUUCGGUUCUGCUAUGGCAUCUCUGAU
This is a messenger RNA of Lolium perenne, 1554 nucleotides long. RefSeq lists its product as uncharacterized. Gene Ontology annotation, molecular function: protein binding. The record is from RefSeq and is a predicted model, not a curated record. NCBI's taxonomy places the organism in Eukaryota, Viridiplantae, Streptophyta, Magnoliopsida, Poales, Poaceae.